UCAGCUAACAUUAAUAUCUUCCCUCCUCCAGCUAAUAUCCAUUUUUUAAACCGCACACUCCCUGUCUUCUUGUCCCUAUAAAAUCCCCCCCACACUCUCUCAACUCCCUAGCCUUCAACCAGCAAUUCAAACACACACAAACGGGAAAAACCAUGGUGGCCGCCGGCGACAUGAAGAGCCUCACCGUCCACAUCGUCACCGGACGGUGGUUCAUGGUCUUCGCCUGCUUCCUCAUCAUGUCCGCCGCCGGUGCCACCUACAUGUUCGGCCUCUACUCCGCCGACAUCAAAUCCUCCCUCGGCUACGACCAGACCACCCUCAACCUCCUCAGCUUCUUCAAGGACCUCGGCGGCAACGUCGGCGUCCUCUCCGGCCUCAUCAACGAGGUCACCCCUCCCUGGGUCGUCCUCUCCAUGGGCGCCGUCCUCAACUUCUUCGGCUACUUCAUGAUCUGGCUCGCCGUCACCGGCAAGCUCACCAACGUCAAGGUCGUGUGGCAAAUGUGCCUCUACAUCUGCAUCGGCGCGAACUCCCAGUCGUUCGCCAACACCGGGGCGCUGGUCACGUGCGUCAAGAACUUCCCGGAGAGCCGCGGCGUCGUUUUGGGGAUUUUAAAAGGCUACGUGGGCCUCAGCGGCGCGAUCAUCACCCAGCUCUACCACGGCGUCUACGGCGACGAUUCCAAAUCCCUAAUUCUCCUCAUCGCCUGGCUCCCCGCCGCCAUCUCCUUCGCCUUCCUCCGCACGAUCCGGAUCAUGAAGGUGGUCCGGCACCCGAACGAGAUGAAGGUCUUCUACAACUUCCUCUACAUCUCCCUCGGCCUCGCCGGAUUCCUCAUGGCCAUCAUCGUCCUCGAGAAGCAGUACCGCUUCAAUCGGACCGAGUACGGCGGCAGCGCCGCCAUGGUCCUCGUCCUCCUCUUCCUCCCGCUCGCCGUCUCCGUCGCCGAGGAGUACAAGAUCUGGAAGGACAAAACCGUCAUUCCCAGAUCCAAUUCCCACUCGCCCGACCUGAAACCCGCACCCGACCCGGUCAAAACCGCUUCCUCCUCUGUUUCCGACGACGGAGGGGAGGCAAAAUCGCCGUCGUGCUGGAGGACGGUGUUCCGGCCGCCGAACAGGGGGGACGACUUCACGAUCCUCCAGGCGCUGUUCAGCCUCGACAUGCUGAUCCUGUUCGUCGCGACGAUCUGCGGCGUCGGCGGGACGCUGACGGCGAUCGACAAUCUGGGCCAGAUUGGGACCUCGCUCGGGUACCCGAAGAAAUCCAUCAGCACGUUCGUCUCGCUGGUGAGCAUAUGGAACUACCUGGGUCGGGUCGGGUCGGGUUUCCUGUCGGAGAUUGUCCUCACCCGGUACAAGUUCCCCCGGCCGUUGAUGUUCACGAUGAUCCUCCUCUUCUCCUGCGUCGGCCACCUCCUGAUCGCGUUCAACGUCCCCGGCGGGCUGUACGCUGCGUCGAUCGUGAUCGGGUUCUGCUUCGGAGCCCAAUGGCCGCUCCUUUUCGCGAUCAUAUCGGAGAUCUUCGGGCUCAAGUACUACUCCACGCUCUACAACUUCGGGUCAGGCGUCAACGUCCGGGUCGUACCUGCUCAACGUCCGGGUCGCGGGGCAUUUGUACGACGAGGAGGCGAGGAAGCAGCUGGCGGCGAUGGGUCGGGUCAGGCAGCCGGGUCAGGACCUGAAUUGCGUCGGGACCCGGUGUUUUAAGCUGGCGUUUGUUAUAAUCACGGCGGCGACUCUGUUCGGGACGUUUGUGUCGUUGAUUUUGGUGAUCCGGACGAGGGAGUUUUACCGGGGCGAUAUUUACAAGCGGUUCAGGGAGGAGGCGGCGGCGGCGGUGGAGGAGCGGGAAAUGCCGGUGGCGGGAGGGAAUGGGAAGUGUACGACGACGACGGAGGAAGUGGACGGGAAAGUGAAAGAUAAACAGAACGAUUAAUUGUUAAAGAAACGGAUACAUGAUGGUUGAUGCAGUUGUUGUUUUUUUUUUUUAAUUAGAUAGAGAUUGACGUCGGAGUGAUCGAAGAAGAAGGAGAAGAAUUGUGGGAAGUUGUCAAACUCGAUAGAGAUUGUCUCGUUUUCUCUCUGGUAAUUGGUUUUCAUGUGUAUAUCCAUGGUGACGAUGACGAUCUUCCCUAAAACGUGUCGUGUGUAUAGGGUGAUUUUAGCGAUUUGAGAUUAGUCAGAGCUAAGUAAGCAGUGACGGAGGCAGGUUUUUUUUUUUUUUUUGAAUAGUAACCUGAAUAUUAUUAAUUAAACCAGUAAGGCAUUAUGACA
This is a messenger RNA of Linum tenue, 2276 nucleotides long. Lineage: Eukaryota; Viridiplantae; Streptophyta; Magnoliopsida; Malpighiales; Linaceae. The record is from the annotation of a GenBank genome assembly.